CAGGAGUAUCCACACGCUCUUACAAGUGUGCCUGUGAAAUAAGAGUACUGUUGAUAAUGUGUGAAAACGUUACGUAAGACAACAGUGGUUGACUGAAAGAUGCUGUAAUUAGCCACACGUUGACCGGGCUAAACGGCUUGACAUGCAAUGUUUCAUGAUGUGUGCAGUCGAAGAUACUUGAAAGGCGAUUAAACGGAUGAGGAAGCAGCAGCGGCCGUUUAAGCGCUUCCCACAAUGCACUCCCCGACCAUCAGCGGGAAACCAAAAUGGCGAACGUGCUCGGGGAAAAUGAGCCGUUUGUUAUUUUCUGAAAAGGGCACAGCGUCGACACGUUGUAGCGGCUUGAGUUUGGUGUGAAUUUUAAAGGCAAACGGAGCGAGAAUACCACAGCAGCGCGCAUAUAUUUACUUUGUUACUUUUGGGAGCUGUAGAAAAACGGAGGUGCCCGAAUGAGAGACUCAGGGGUUUUGGGUCACCUGUCCGUCCAUCAGAGAGCUCACCCCCCGGAGCAGCAGGCUAUUCCUUUGUCCCCAACAAGCCAAGCGAGGGUGGCGUAUGGUGAACAGGACAGGUUCACGGAGGGGCAGGACGUCUUGGCCCGGUGGUCAGAUGGUUUGAUAUACUUGGGGACAAUCACAAAGAUAGAUCGGGACAAGCAGCGAUGCUUUGUGGUGUUUGAGGAUCGAUCCAAAUCUUGGGUUCUGUGGAAGGACAUUCAAACAGGAGAUGAAGAUGAGGACGACGAUGAGGACGAUGACAUUGUCUGCUCCAUCUGUCAGGAUGAAACUUCAGAGGAACCCAAUGAGAUUGUCAUUUGUGACAAAUGUGGGCAAGGCUAUCAUCAGCUGUGCCACUCCCCCAUCAUUGAUGCUGCUGUCGUUGACUCCGACGACAAAUGGCUCUGCUCUGAAUGUGUGCUCACUGCUUUUCCAAAGCAGGAGGAGCAGCAACACAUGGAGCUCUCAUUCCCGUAUGCCCUGGAGGAACUGGUGUGGGAUGAAGACCACACAACCAACAUGCAACAGUGCUACUGCUAUUGUGGAGGGCCAGGAAACUGGUACUUGAAGAUGCUGCAGUGCAGUAGAUGUGAGCAGUGGUUCCAUGAAGCCUGCCUCCAUUGCUUGCAGAUGCCAAUGCUCUAUGGAGACAGGUUUUAUGUUUUUGUUUGUUCUGUUUGCAACGGUGGACCAGAGUAUCUCAGCCGACUGCCUCUCAGAUGGGAGGACGUCACACACUUGAGCCUGUACAACCUGACUAUGAUCCACAAGAAGAAGUACUUUGACUGUGAGAUGGACCUCAUGGCCUACAUCAACAGCAGUUGGGAGCUGCUGCAGCUUGGGGAGCUUUCUAGCACCCCAAGAUCAUUGCGUUAUGCGUUUGUAGUGGAGGCAUUAAACAGCAACAAAACCAAGUUCAUGUCAGGGAAGGAGGUAAAGAAGAAGAAGCACUUGUUUGGGCUAAGGUUUCGAUUCCCUCCUGCUCCCCCCAGUGCUGAGCAAGCAGGCGGCAGAAUGAUGGAGUGCUCCUCACGAGGGAUGACCGUCAAGUCGAACAAAGCCCCAUCUGCUUUGACUUCUUUAACCAACGGUGCGCAGAAGAAGUCGAAAAAGAAGUCGAGGAAGCAAGCCACACGGUCUCUGGAGAGGCAGGCCAAGCGCAGACGCUCCUGUGAACUCUUGUCCCGGGAGCUGAGAAAGCCCCCACCAAUAGAAUCGCACUCAUUGGAUCGCUUUACUUCUAUCAAGAGUGACAGAUCUUUACUGUCAUCUCAAACCUCAGAUGUGGAGUCUAUCGGAGCCCUGAGCACCACAGAAACUACCUCAACUAGCCUUUCAAGGCAGUCCAGCCUCUGUAGCUCCAGCAAGACCCGGUCGACAGCCUCCACCAUACCUAUUUCCCCUCCACCCUUAAAAAGGAAACGCGGGCGGCCACGACGGGCCUUGCAGCCCCCCAACACAGAGAUGCUCCCUCCCAGCCCAGCAGACCCAAACCCUUCGGCCACAGACGUGCUGAGCCCGCUCCCAGGGCUGCACUCCACAGACAUUGUUCACGGCAUGGACCCCAACAGUCAGCUGUCCCACCUCAAGAGCUCCAUCAGCUCCUACUUCGGAGCGGCAGGAAGGCUGGCUUGCGGGGAAAAGUACAAAGUCCUGGCUCGACGGGUCACCCUGGAUGGCAAGGUGCAGUACCUGGUGGAGUGGGAGGGUGUCACUGCCUCCUAGAGGUGUCCUACUGUGCACCCAGGAUGUAAUCAGAGCAUUAAUUAAUAUGUAACUUUGUUUAGUUAGACUGGAGUGUUAUUAAGCUUUCUGCAAAGCCUACUGGUUCAGUGCAGUCCACUGUGAAAAUAGUACAUAUAAACUGAUUUUUCGUCCUUCCUUUUAAAAUUUAUUGAUUAAAAACGAGGCUCUGGCAUUAAACUAUUGGUAUCUUUUUGCGCUUUUUCUAUUUUGUUGUUGCUUUGAAUACUGGCAAUAACAAACCCUCAGUUAUGCAUACAUUGUUCAGUGCACUGCACCUGUAGGCUUUCAGUGAUGUAUUUUAAGUACAGUGAUACACUUGUCAAUUGCAAACCAGCUGAGUAUAAAAGUCAUUUUUUUUCACAGAAUGUAGCGUGUAUUAUCGGUGAGGACGUGAGGGAGGUUCUGUUUUGCCGCUGAGGUUAUACCGUGCACCUUUGUGUCCACGUGGGUAUCGUUUGUACAGUAUUUGCAGAGUUAUAACCUCCCUACCCUCUGUUCCCAGCUGUUAGUACAUCUUACUGUAUUUGGCAUAUGUAUUCUUAAGUUCAGUUUUGGAAAGUGUGCUCAUUUGUGUGCUGUUAAGGAGGCACUUAGGAGCUGCUGCUGCAAAAUUGUAUUAUUUUAUAUAAAAAUUAUAUACUACAUUUAUUUUUACAAUUUCCAUUUUCCCUCCAUUUAUGUCUUGCUUUUUCUUUUUAAAUGUCACAAUAACAGUAUAAGCUUAAAUGCUCGAACUAGAGCAGCAUUUAUCAUUGAUUUAAAAUUAACAUAAAAAUGUGGAAAAUCAAAUUUUUUUUUUGUUAACGACCUUGUUUUCCCGAGCUUUGAUAACUAAAUACGCGCGACUAUAAAAUUAUAUGAUUUAAAUCUUUAAGGACCUAUUAAGUUUUUAUGUUUUAUAGUUAAUCAAAAAAUAAAGUGCUGCAUUUUGUGACUGUCACACACUCUAAUUUCCAUUCUGCAGUUAACAACAGGUUUACUUAUUUGAGUUAAUCCUGUGUGUUUUGUUAGUUCAGAGUUCACUCAAUUGGACCCUGCAGUUGAAAUGUUUGAGUUAUUGUGAUGAUUUGGUCUCAGGUGUUCAGUUUUGAGAUGUUCAAUGAGCAGCCUCUUUUAGGACCCGUGUUCUUUCAUUUGAAAUGUUGUGUGGAUGUCUGGCUUACAUGGGCAGCUGCAGCCAAAGAACAGUGGUUAACCUGUUUGAAAACAACGAUUGGUCAUGAUACGCUUUAUGUAUCGUGAUACACGUCGAAGUGUUAUUUCUGCAAAAAAUAAAUAAAGCGGCAUUUGUCA
Dunckerocampus dactyliophorus (ringed pipefish) is the source of this 3536-nucleotide messenger RNA. RefSeq names its product metal response element binding transcription factor 2 (gene mtf2). The transcript has 15 exons. NCBI's taxonomy places the organism in Eukaryota, Metazoa, Chordata, Actinopteri, Syngnathiformes, Syngnathidae. Gene Ontology annotation, molecular function: DNA binding; chromatin binding. Bases 450 to 2222 code for a protein of 590 amino acids. Gene Ontology annotation, biological process: regulation of DNA-templated transcription; chromatin organization. Gene Ontology annotation, cellular component: nucleus. The record is from RefSeq and is a predicted model, not a curated record.